This is a messenger RNA of Diorhabda sublineata, 1158 nucleotides long. RefSeq names its product testis-specific serine/threonine-protein kinase 1-like. The transcript has a single exon. Gene Ontology annotation, molecular function: protein serine/threonine kinase activity; tau-protein kinase activity; ATP binding. Bases 1 to 1158 code for a protein of 385 amino acids. Gene Ontology annotation, cellular component: cytoplasm. NCBI's taxonomy places the organism in Eukaryota, Metazoa, Arthropoda, Insecta, Coleoptera, Chrysomelidae. The record is from RefSeq and is a predicted model, not a curated record. Gene Ontology annotation, biological process: protein phosphorylation; microtubule cytoskeleton organization; intracellular signal transduction.
AUGGGAAAGAACCUCCCACCUAAAGACUCCGAUGAAUUUGUUUUAUCUCAAAAAGGUUAUAAACUUUUUAAAAAACUUGGUGAGGGUUCGUACGCCCCUGUCUAUUUAACUGAAUACACAGGCUCAAGAAAAAGCGAUGAACCUAGAAAAUUAGCAUGUAAAGUAAUAGAUAUGAAGAAAGCUCCAAAAGAUUUUGUCAAGAAAUUCUUACCACGAGAACUUGAAGUACUGGCUCUAAUCAAUCAUCCGCACAUAAUUCACGUUCAAAGCAUAUUCCAGAGGAAACAGAAAUAUUUUAUAUUUAUGAGUAUAGCCGAAAAAGGCGACCUCCUAGAUUAUUUACUUAAAAACGGACACACUCAGGAAAAUAGAGCAAGAGUAUGGUUUAGACAAAUAACUCUAGCUGUACAAUAUCUACAUGAACUAGGAAUAGUACAUAGAGAUUUAAAAUGCGAAAAUUGUCUAAUAUCCGCCAAUAAUAAUUUAAAAUUAGCUGAUUUUGGUUUCGCGAGAUUUGCAAUAAAUUCCGAAGGACAAAAUGUCACUAGCUCAACAUACUGUGGAUCACUUAACUACGCAGCACCAGAAGUAUUAAGGGGCAGCCCUUAUUUCCCUAAAUCUUCAGAUUGUUGGUCUCUAGGUGUAAUUUUAUAUGCCAUGCUAAAUAAAUCAAUGCCAUUUGAAGAUAAAAACGUCAGAAAUCUCAUCAAUCAACAAAUGCAGCGGAGGUGGAAGUUUCGAAGCAAAGUUUCAGAUUCGCUUAGCGACGAGGUUAAAAACGUAACUAGAAGACUUUUGGAUCCAGAUCCUAAUACCCGUUGGAAAAUACCUCAAAUUAUUGAGUCCGAUUGGAUAAGAAUGGAUCCGAGAUUAAUAGAACUAACCCCAGACGAACAAAAGUGUCUCGAACAGGCCAGAAUAGAGAACGCUAAGUAUAUUGAGAAAUUAAAAAAGUCUACAGACAUUAAUUUAUCUGAAGAUGCAAAUGCAACUGGUGCGCUAAAAAUUAUAAAACCUACUGGGUUAGAUAUAAACAAUAAAAUAGACCUUAUGAAGUCUCAAAAGUUUCCAAUUGAACAAGAUUUAUCUUUUACUGACAAAUUAUUUGACCCAGAAAUGGAAAAGCGACGAGAAUUCAACAGAAGGGCGAGAAAAUAG